Brachypodium distachyon (stiff brome) is the source of this 1168-nucleotide messenger RNA. Its product is annotated as RING-H2 finger protein ATL74. The coding region runs from base 245 to 850 and encodes 201 amino acids. Gene Ontology annotation, molecular function: transferase activity. NCBI's taxonomy places the organism in Eukaryota, Viridiplantae, Streptophyta, Magnoliopsida, Poales, Poaceae. The transcript has a single exon. Gene Ontology annotation, biological process: protein ubiquitination. The record is from RefSeq and is a predicted model, not a curated record.
AGCUGUAGCUCCAUCCAUGGCGAUCGAAGCUGACGGAUCAAAUUCAGACAAGAGCUGCUCUCACUUUCACUUUCGCUUUCACCUUUGCCAGUACACAAACAAGGAACAAAAACGGGAAAAUGAAAGAAAGAUGUCUCGGUUCCUCCUAAUUCAUUCCAUCUCUCUCCUCUCCCUCCAAAAAAAAAUCAAGCUAGAGCGGCCUGCCAUUGCUUCUUCUUCUUCCUGCAGCUAGCGAGCCAAGAACAUGGGUGCGCGGCGGCUGAGCGGCGGCGGCGCAGACACGACGGCGCCGCCGCUGGUGACCCCGGCCGCGGCGGCGGCGUCGGCCGGCGGCACCUUCACGACGACGACGACGAACAACAGUAACAGCAGCGGCGGCGGCAAUGGCGGAAGCUUUGACGCGAACAUGGUGAUCAUCCUGGCGGCGCUGCUGUGCGUCCUGAUCUUCGCUCUCGGGCUCAACUCGCUCGUACGCUGCUGCCUCCACUGCGCCCGCCGCCUCUCUUCUUCGUCCUCAGCUCCGUCUUCUUCUUCUUCUCCGGCGCCGGCGUCGGCGGGGCUGAAGAGGAAGGCGCUGCGGCGGAUCCCGGUGGAGGUCUACGGCGCUUCUAAUGGAGUUACGGCGGAGGGGAGGGCGGCGGCGGCGGAGUGCGCGAUCUGCCUGGGCGAGUUCGCGGGCGGGGAGAAGGUGCGCGUGCUGCCGCGGUGCCGCCAUGGCUUCCACGUCCGCUGCAUCGACGCCUGGCUCGCCGCCCACUCCUCCUGCCCCAACUGCCGUGCAUCCCUCCUGGUUCCUGACCCCGGCGCCGCCGCCGGAGCCGGAGAAGACGGCGCCCGAGGAAGAAGAUGAUGUACUCCGUACUUGAUUUCUUCCUAGGUAGAGGACUAAACCGCAAAGUUCCAUAUUACUCCGUCCUUUGCUUACUAGGGUUGUUGACUUGUUGCUGCCGUCGGUGUGAUUUUGGGUUUUGCAAAGGGUUGUAAGUGUAAAUUACGGCGUUCAAGAUAUCUGUGUGGUGCGCUGUGCAAAAUGCAAAAAGGGGCUGGAAUGCGAAUGUGUGUAGUAGUGUCCUUGUCAUUUCGGGUUUGGAGCAUAUGAGAUAUUUUUUCCAAUUCCUUUUCAGGAUUCUUUUUUGGUCAAUAUAUAUAUAUAUUUGUUUAUUGCGAA